Brachypodium distachyon (stiff brome) is the source of this 2114-nucleotide messenger RNA. RefSeq names its product serine/threonine protein phosphatase 2A 57 kDa regulatory subunit B' kappa isoform. The coding region runs from base 329 to 1849 and encodes 506 amino acids. NCBI's taxonomy places the organism in Eukaryota, Viridiplantae, Streptophyta, Magnoliopsida, Poales, Poaceae. Gene Ontology annotation, molecular function: protein phosphatase regulator activity. The transcript is spliced from 3 exons. The record is from RefSeq and is a predicted model, not a curated record. Gene Ontology annotation, biological process: signal transduction. Gene Ontology annotation, cellular component: protein phosphatase type 2A complex.
CAAAACAACCCACACAAGCCGAGCCCUUCCCUUCCUGUCUGCUCCUCCUCCCCACUCUCUCUCUCUCUUGCUCUUCCCGAGAAGCGGACGAAGCGAAGAGCAGCAGAUUUCGAUCCGGUUCCCGACGCCCUCACAGGAUUCCUGUCCUGUAGCUAGGUAGAGAGCUUCCCCCGUCCUCCCCACCGCUCGGAUCCGGCGAGCUCGCGGCCGGGAAGGCCCAGAUCCGGGGCCGUUCCGGUGUCCUCCUUUUGCUGCGCGCGAGUAAGAGCGAGCUUUGCUGUUGGCCAUGUCGUCGUCACUGGCGUGAGAGGACUUGGCGCAAAGGAAGAUGUGGAAGCAGUUCCUCAGCAAGCUGCCCCGGAAGUCCUCGGGCUCCGGGAGGGACGACUUCGACUCGGGCCAGUGCAGCAACGGGAAUGGGAGCUCGAUACAGCGCACGAGCAGCUGCGGCAGCAUCCCGGCCGGCCGGUCUACUUCCACCAUCAAGCGCAUGUCGUCCGCCGUCUUCCCCUCGAGCGUCGUGGCGGGCAUCGAGCCUCUGGUUUCCUUCAAGGACGUCCCCAACUCGGAGAAGCAGAACCUGUUUGUCAGCAAGCUGAACCUGUGCUGCGCCGUCUUUGAUUUCUCGGACCCGAGCAAGAGUUCGGCGGAGAAGGAUAUCAAGAGGCAGACGUUGUUGGAUCUUGUAGAUUUCGUCGAUUCGAGCAGUUCACGUUUCUCCGAGGCCGUGAUUGCUGCCUGCUCGAGGAUGUUUGCAGUCAACUUGUUCCGGGUGUUCCCUCCGAAUUACAGGUCCGGUUCUGGUGGUGGCGAGGGUGAUGAGGAUGAGCCGAUGUUUGAUCCUGCAUGGUGUCAUCUGCAGCUUGUGUAUGAGCUGCUGCUGAAAUUUAUUGGAUCCAACUCCCUGGAUGCAAAGAUAGGGAAGAAGUACUUUGACCACUCCUUCAUUGUAAGGCUGCUCAAUCUGCUUGACUCUGAGGAUCCAAGAGAAAGAGAUUGUUUAAAAACUAUUCUGCACAGGAUUUAUGGGAAAUUUAUGGUUCACCGUCCGUUUAUCCGCAAAGCAGUAAGCAAUAUAUUCUACCACUUUGUGUUUGAGACUCAGCGGCAUAAUGGGAUUGCUGAGCUGCUGGAGGUAUUUGGCAGCGUUAUUAGUGGCUUUGCAUUGCCGCUGAAGGAAGAACACAAAAUCUUUCUUUGGAGAGUUCUGAUUCCUUUACACAAGCCAAAAUCAGUUGGCGUGUACCUCCAGCAGUUGACAUACUGUGUGACACAGUUUUUAGAAAAGGACCCGAAGCUUGCGGGCUCAAUAAUUAUUGGUUUACUAAGAUAUUGGCCAAUAACAAAUAGUCAGAAGGAAGUGAUGUUUCUGAGUGAGAUCGAAGAGAUCCUUGAAGCUACCAGCAUGGUAGAGUUCCAGAAAUGCAUGGUUCCCUUGUUUCGGCGAAUCGCUCAUUGUGUCAACAGUUCUCACUUCCAGGUUGCUGAAAGAGCACUCUUCAUGUGGAACAAUGAUCACAUUAUCAGCUUGGUGGCACAAAACCGCCUAGUGAUCAUGCCCAUCAUUGUCCCAGCACUAGAACAGAAUAGUCAGAAUCAUUGGAACCAAGCGGUCCUUAAUCUGACUGCCAAUGUAAUGAAGAUGUUUUCUGAGAUGGACGAGGAACUAUUUUCAGCAUGCCUAACAAAGUGCAAGGAGGAAGAUGAUAACCAAGCGUCACUGGAAGAGAAGCGGAGGUUGACAUGGGAGAAGCUGGAGUCAGCUGCAGCUCUCCAACCAGUGACCGGCCAUACAGCCGUCCUGGUAGGUCGCCAACCGUCAGCAAAUUUAAUCGCGACGCUUAUUUAGCAUAUGUUCAGUGGAGGUGCAAAGGGGUGCUCUUCCCCUUUUCGGUGAAGCGCCCCAAGUGAACAACCUUCAGGGUUCACCGUUUUGCUUUUCUUUGUAAGUUGUAACUAUUUCCAGUAUGUCUAUGCUCCAGAGGCAACUCAUGCAUGUAAGAGCAAGUGCUGAGUGCUGAGACUCUUUACCUGUAAGUUUGCCCUUUUAUUUAUGAACGAUGUCCUAGAGCUUAAUUCAAGUGUCCUCAUGCACCAUGCUGCUUUCAUGUUUA